UUGUAAGUGUUUGAUUUUAUUUCAAGUUCACUUCGGGUUUUCACGCAAGAAGAGAAGAGUGAAAUUUCGUCUGCAGAGAAGAUUUACGUGUCAAAUUUAUUGUUAAUAGAAGAGAUUCAUGCUGAGAUGACUCUAAGAAGUGAUUUAGAAAAAGUUGAAAACAACGACGAGCUUUCCGAGCUUUCAACCGAAUAAGUAAACGCAAGCAUUGCUGGCUCCUUCCGAAUGCAUGCCCUUUUGCCGCCAAUUUCAUUCAAAACGAGACCAAGAUGGCAGCACCGUUGUCGUGGAGAACAGGAAGGCACAGGAAAGAUGGCGAGCUUGUUGUGAUUCAUCGGAGUCCGUUCUUAGACCGUGACAAAUUCGGCUCUCCCACGGCUCAUUCGGACCGACGGCGCAUCGGAAGCUGGCGAAUCGCACCCCCCGUUGACCGCCGAACGCGAAAAUGUGCAUUCAACCGCGUUUCUGAUGCCCGCAGCUGCCCGAUAGGCGGUGAGGCGAGUGCCAGCAGAUCCGGGACUUGAAAACCACCCCAGCUUUUCGACCCCGCUUUUCGGCCAAAAUGCACCAACCGAGGCGGCGCCGAGUGUCGCACAACUUCACCUACGUUAGCGCCUGUGGAAAAUACAUGAUCUUCCUUCUCAACUUUUUAUUUUGGUUGCUCGGAGGCUUGUUGAUUGCAAUCGGUCUCUACGCCUUUGUGGACAAAUGGCAGACCAUUGGUUCGGUCAAACUAACCAACAUCUACGACGUGUUCCUCAACAUAUCGCUGGUGCUGAUCAUCAUGGGAGCCAUUAUCUUCAUAAUGAGCUUCACCGGAUGCAUCGGAGCCCUGAGAGAAAACACCUGCCUCCUCAGAUUUUACUCAUUCUUCCUGUUGGUGUUCUUCCUGCUGGAAAUGUUCAUCGCCGUCGCGGGCUUUGUCUUUCCACACCGCAUGCAGUCACUGUUGGACGAGACUUUUACAGACAAAAUUAUCACCACGUAUCGAGAAGACCCUGAUCUGCAGAACCUGAUCGACUUUGGACAGAAAAAGUUCCAAUGUUGUGGAUUGAGCCACAGCGGGUUCAUGGACUGGUCGAAAAACGAGUACUUCAACUGCAGUUCGCCCAGUGUUGAGAGCUGCGGUGUGCCAUUCUCGUGUUGCAUCAAUGCCACGGAUAUAUCAAGUGGGCUGGUUAACAUAAUGUGUGGUUACGGAGUGCAGAAACACACUCCUGCUGAAGCUGGAAAGAAGAUUUACACGACUGGGUGUGUCGAGGAAGUGCGAAUAUGGCUCGAGAGAAACCUGUACACCAUUGCAUGUGUGGCGCUGGGCGUCGCUCUUGCUCAACUCUUCGUAAUUUACCUCUCCAAGACCCUCGAGGGUCAGAUAGACCUGCAGAAGUCCCGUUGGAGAACAUGAGAGGAAGUUGUGAUGGUUCCGUCGUGCUCGUAUUAUCAGUGGGUUUGAUGUGAAAAUUUUAAGUGUCGGCGGAAUCAUGUGUGUUCGGGCGGACUGCUUCUGAAUUGGGUUCUUUCAACAUAAAGUGAAUAGUUGUAUAUUCGAGAGGAACAACAUGUUUCUUCUCCAUCGAAGUGAUUCAUUUUUGGCAUUGUAUAUCAACUCAUUUUGCAAAAGGGGCGCCUUCUAUUUUGGAAUAAAGCACAGAAUUGUUUGCACACGUAGGUUAAUUAAAAUGGAGCGAUGCCAAGAAAUUUGAUGUAGAUUUGAUAUAUUAUCGAAUGGGGUUUGAUUAAUUUUAUUGUGAUGUUCUUGGCAGAACUCUUCCGAGAAUCUGUGCCCAAACAAUUGAACACUCCCUCCAUUUCGGUACGAAACUCCACGAUGACACACACACACACACAAUUUGUCUCGUUCGGGAAGCAGAAAUUUUUGUACAUUGGUUGAACUGUUCGAGUGCAGUACAAAACCGGGCACAUUGCAGGCGUUGUUCCAAUGUGAUUACUCAGUCGACGUGAUAUUUGGGAGGACCAUUUUCAUUCUGUCUGUUUGUCUCAUCCACUUUGCGCAAAUCGAGAAAGCUUCCUCCUUGUUUCUUUUAUAUAAGCCCGGCCAUUCGCUUCAACUCGACCCAGUGAACAUUCCUCGUUUUUUCGAAUACAAAUAAUUUUCUCCAUGAUAAUAUGUGAUCUGCCCUGCUUUUAUGUGGUCUCAUUGAUUAUUUAAGAUACUGCUCUGAGAUAAUUCAAUUCAUAAUAUAAUUGUAUAAAAACUGAUCUGACAAUGAAUCAGAAUUAAGAUUUUUUACAAGUUGAUUAUUAUCGUAGAUGUGCUGUUGCUUAAUUUGCAUUUUACCUCUCGGGAAUUUGAAAUUCCUGGAUUCGAUUUAAAAUUCCAUGCCUCACUUCCUGUAACCAUGUACAGAGAUUUAUUUAACCUUUUUUAUUUUGUUACCGAGUCCAAUUCGACUCUUCGGGGUGAAAUAAUUAUGUUUUAGUGUUACAAUGAUUGUACUGGUAAGUUAUAAAACUAAUAUGUGUCAAAUUACUGCUUAAAUGUAAUAAUAUUCCAUGAUGUCUGGAUAUAAAUGCAUUAUAUUUAUACUUGAUAAGACGUGCUUUAAUUGAAUAAAAGGAAAAAUACGAAGAAAUUA
Molecule: messenger RNA, 2597 nt
Organism: Neocloeon triangulifer
Lineage: Eukaryota; Metazoa; Arthropoda; Insecta; Ephemeroptera; Baetidae
Product: tetraspanin-33-like
Exons: 8
Coding region: 563-1405 (280 amino acids)
Biological process (GO): protein maturation; protein localization to plasma membrane
Cellular component (GO): membrane
Source: RefSeq, a predicted model, not a curated record